This is a messenger RNA of Aspergillus puulaauensis, 1080 nucleotides long. RefSeq lists its product as uncharacterized. Lineage: Eukaryota; Fungi; Ascomycota; Eurotiomycetes; Eurotiales; Aspergillaceae. Bases 1 to 1080 code for a protein of 359 amino acids. Gene Ontology annotation, biological process: tRNA wobble uridine modification. Gene Ontology annotation, cellular component: elongator holoenzyme complex. The record is from RefSeq and is a predicted model, not a curated record. The transcript is spliced from 3 exons.
AUGCCCAGCCAGCCGCCCCUCCCCCACCUCCUCACACCAUAUAUAUGCUCCCCUCCUCCCUCGUCGCUCACAACUGUUUCAUCCGUACUAGGUGCUACAGGGAACUGGCUUGUAUUGCGAUUCUUAUGCGCGGCACUUAAUGCAACUUCCAACUCCCAUUCUGGUUCUGGGAUUGCUGGAGUCGAAGGAGGGCGGAAGAAAAAAGUUGUACUCGUGAGUUUUCUGCGGGGUUGGGAAUUUUGGAGAUCAGAAGCAAAACGAUUGGGACUAGAUCUAGCACGUCUUACAGAAAAACGGCAGUUUGCGUUUGUCGAUGGGCUUUCUAAACUGUUCUCCCCUCCAACUGCUCCAGCAUCGUCACCCGCACAAUCACAUUAUCUCGGAUCCAGUCCAACACCUCGGACAAUCCUUCCUACUAGAUCACAUCCUGGUAUUGCCCCUCAUGAUCCGUCACUGUCGCGCCAACCAGCCCCUCCAUCAGCAGGCCCUGGUGUCCCGUCACAUCAAUCUACAAGAGAAUCCAGCCCGGUGAAGCGACUGCGCCUAUCGGGAAACGGAACCGCAGCUAUAGAUGCUUUGGAAAAGGACAUCGCAGCAGUGAUAAACAAGCUCAAGUCUCCAAAUCCGGGUGAAGAUGGCGAUGAAGCCGAUGUUCUUCUGAUCGUCGAUCAGCCGGAUCUGUUACUUGCCGCCACGGGACCAAAUAAGGGAAUUGGUGCUACAGAAAUGGGGGAGUGGAUAAUGGGACUACAGCAGGCUGCGACAGCGACUGUGGUAACAGUAUCCUCGGAUUCGCCAUUAAUUCAUAAUGCAUCUGCAUUUGUACACCAGACAGCGACUCCUUUAGAGACGGAACAUGCAGCGUUUACGGUUGGGUUGGCUUAUCGGGCAGAAAUGGUUAUGCAGCUUCGGAAUUUGGAAACCGGUGCUGCUAGGGAUGUUAGUGGCGUCCUCAGAGUUAGCAAGGGAGGGGCCUGGGGUCAUAGAGAAAGCGCUGGCGAGGAAAGUUGGGAGGAAAAAGAGGUAUUGUACUUCGUCCAGAGGGAUGGAGGUGUAAGUGUGUUCGGGCGUGGGGAAUAA